AUGCGCCUCAGUGGACCAAUGCUCUGUGUAUUUCAAGCGAGGUGUAAUACCUGUCUUUGUCAGUUGCUGGGCUAUUAUCAAAACAGAAAACUUGUUGGAACAAACAUCUUAGUUUUGACAAGCGUGCUUACCGUUCUGCUCUUUGCUUCCAAUGUGGAUGCAGCCUUCAGAUGCUACACAUGUUAUGGAACUGCCAAAUGUGCGGACGAAUUCUCUAAAAGUUCCGAUUUGGAGUCUGGCGCAACUUGCCGGGCAUGCACGAAAGUAAAAAAGGAUGGCGUUGUGAUCAGGGAAUGCUCUUCAUUUUCGUAUGAUGAGUACAAGUGCGAGAAGAAAGACGGGGCUGAAGGCUGUGUCUGUGACACCGAGCUCUGCAACAGCUCCAACAACCUGGCUGUUUCCAUGGCAACAAUACUGGGCGCCACGCUUGCGGUCCUCUUCGCCAAGUUUACACAGCUUCUUAUGAUUGUUUGAACGGCGGCAAAAUAUAUGUACAUGACUGUUUAAUCAAAUCGUAGUGAGUGAGUUUAAGUGUUUUAUUAUAUAUUAUAUGCAUAUGCAAUUGUAUGAAAUUCUGACCGUCUUGUUCUUUUAGUACUUGAAACAACAAUUUUUUUGUAAUAUUAAGGGAAUUAUUUCUUACUUAUAAUUAUAGUUUAUUAUAUUCUAUUUAUAAUAUGUUUUUUGUUGAUACGAAAUGACUUGUAUGUAUAGUCGUUUUAUUACACAUGGAUUAUAAAUGUUCUUUUAUAAACAAA
This is a messenger RNA of Dreissena polymorpha, 758 nucleotides long. RefSeq lists its product as uncharacterized. The transcript has 4 exons. The coding region runs from base 1 to 474 and encodes 157 amino acids. NCBI's taxonomy places the organism in Eukaryota, Metazoa, Mollusca, Bivalvia, Myida, Dreissenidae. The record is from RefSeq and is a predicted model, not a curated record.